Molecule: messenger RNA, 8916 nt
Organism: Melanotaenia boesemani (Boeseman's rainbowfish)
Lineage: Eukaryota; Metazoa; Chordata; Actinopteri; Atheriniformes; Melanotaeniidae
Gene: kif1b
Product: kinesin family member 1B
Exons: 49
Coding region: 307-5712 (1801 amino acids)
Biological process (GO): microtubule-based movement
Molecular function (GO): microtubule binding; microtubule motor activity; ATP binding
Source: RefSeq, a predicted model, not a curated record
UUCCAUUUUCGCUUGUGUGUGGUUAGGCGUCAGCUAUCCAUCGCUGCUGGAAAAUAAACUAGCGACGGAUUUACCGUUUCCUUAAAAACCCAUCUUGUGGAGAAUACCGCUAUAAUGGGUGUUUUUCACGGAAAUGGACUUUGUAGCAGUUUAAGUGUGCGCAGAUUCUGAUUAGAAAAAAAACACAUCCUGACGCCUGAAGCUAACGUUAGUUCUCGCCACUGGCCGGUGGUGUCGUAUUGGUGAAAGUCUCCAAACGAGGGAUACGCAAGCAGUCUUACUAGGAGACAGCCCUAAAGUGCAAACAUGUCUGGUGCAUCUGUAAAAGUUGCUGUUCGAGUUCGACCAUUCAACACCAGGGAGACGAGCAAGGAGUCAAAAUGUAUCAUUCAGAUGCAAGGCAACACUACAACUAUCCUCAACCCCAAAGCCCCAAAGGAACCAGCAAAAACCUUCAGUUUUGAUUAUUCCUACUGGUCGCACACCACACCAGAAGACCCAUGCUUUGCCUCACAGAAUCAGGUGUACAAUGACAUCGGCAAGGAAAUGCUGGCGCAUGCUUUUGAAGGUUAUAAUGUCUGCAUCUUUGCUUAUGGCCAGACUGGAGCUGGCAAAUCUUAUACUAUGAUGGGCAAGCAGGAGGAGGGACAGGAAGGAAUCAUUCCCAUGCUCUGUGAAGAUCUAUUUGAGAAAAUCAAUGAAGACAGCAACAAAGAGGAGCUCUCCUACUCAGUAGAGGUUAGUUACAUGGAGAUCUACUGUGAGCGAGUACGAGAUUUGCUCAAUCCCAAGAACAAAGGCAACCUGCGAGUGCGAGAGCAUCCGCUGCUGGGUCCUUACGUAGAGGAUCUGUCUAAGCUAGCUGUCACUUCCUACACAGACAUCGCUGACUUAAUGGAUGCAGGCAACAAGGCCAGAACUGUGGCUGCCACCAACAUGAACGAGACCAGCAGCAGGUCCCAUGCAGUUUUCACCAUCGUCUUCACGCAAAAGAAACAUGACAGUGAGACAGACCUCUCCACAGAAAAGGUCAGUAAAAUCAGUCUGGUAGACUUGGCAGGAAGUGAACGUGCAGAUUCCACUGGAGCUAAAGGAACCAGGCUAAAGGAGGGAGCAAACAUCAACAAAUCUCUCACCACGUUAGGAAAAGUUAUCUCUGCCUUGGCUGAAGUGGAUAACUGUACCAGCAAGAGCAAGAAGAAGAAGAAGACCGAUUUCAUCCCGUACAGAGACUCUGUUCUGACCUGGCUGCUUAGGGAAAACCUUGGUGGAAACUCCAGAACAGCUAUGGUUGCAGCCCUCAGUCCUGCAGAUAUCAACUACGAUGAAACCCUCAGCACGCUGCGCUAUGCUGACCGAGCUAAGAACAUCAAGUGCAAUGCUGUCAUCAAUGAGGAUCCCAACAAUAAGCUGGUGCGUGAUCUGAAGGAUGAGGUGGCUCGACUGAAGGAACUGCUCCGUGCUCAGGGCCUGGGAGACAUCCUGGACAUUGAUCCUAUGGGGGAUGAUUGCCCAGGAAGUGGAAUCAAAUCCCCUAUUGGUUCCCUGACAGCCUCUCCAUCCUCUGGCGCUCUGUGCAGCCAGGGAGGCCUGCAGUCAGUCACUAGCAUCCAGGAGCGCAUCAUGUCCACACCUGGAGGAGAGGAGGCCAUUGAAAGACUCAAGGAAUCAGAAAAGAUCAUUGCAGAGCUUAAUGAAACCUGGGAGGAGAAGCUGCGGAAGACAGAAGCGAUCCGCAUGGAGAGGGAGGCUCUGCUUGCGGAGAUGGGUGUAGCAAUCCGUGAAGAUGGCGGCACUUUGGGUGUGUUCUCUCCUAAAAAGACUCCACAUUUGGUCAACCUGAAUGAGGACCCUCUUAUGUCUGAGUGUCUGCUCUACUACAUCAAAGAUGGUAUUACAAGGGUGGGUCAGGCUGAUGCUGAGAGAAGGCAGGACAUUGUUUUAAGUGGAGCGCACAUCAAGGAGGAACACUGCAUCUUCCGCAGCGAAAGAAAUGCAAAUGGAGAUGUCAUCGUCCUCCUGGUGCCUUGCGAGGCAUCGGAAACCUACGUCAACGGCAAACGUGUUGAGGAUGCCAUCCAGCUUCGUUCAGGCAACCGUAUUAUAAUGGGAAAGAACCACGUGUUCAGGUUCAACCACCCAGAGCAGGCCAGAGCUGAAAGAGAGAAGACCCCGUCUGCAGAAACCCCUGUAGAGCCUGUGGAUUGGACGUUCGCUCAGAGAGAGCUGCUGGAGAAACAAGGCAUUGACAUGAAACAGGAAAUGGAGAAAAGGCUUACCGAGAUGGAAAUCUUGUACAAAAAGGAGAAGGAAGAAGCAGACCAGCUUUUGGAGCAGCAGCGACUGGUUUAUGAGAGCAAACUGCAGGAACUUCAGAAACAAGUGGAAACCCGCUCUCUGGUUGCAGAGACACCUGAUGAGGAGGAGCUAGAGGAAGAGGAGGAGGAGGAAGUGCCGUGGACUCAGCAUGAGUUUGAGCUGGCUCAGUGGGCCUUCAGGAAGUGGAGGUACCAUCAGUUCACCUCCCUGCGUGACCAGCUGUGGGGGAACGCCGUCUACCUGAAGGAGGCCAACGCCAUUAGUGUGGAGCUAAAGAAGAAAGUGCAGUUUCAGUUCGUCCUGCUGACAGACACACUGUACUCUCCGCUGCCUCCUGAGCUCCUGUCACCAGAGCCGGAGAAGGAGCGUGACACCAGGCCUUUCCCUCGCACCGUGGUGGCCGUCGAGGUUCAGGACCUGAAGAACGGAGCUACACACUACUGGUCCCUUGAAAAACUCAAGCAGAGGCUGGAGCAGAUGAGAGAGAUGUACGACCGUGCAGGAGAAAUGGCAUCCACUCACCAGGAGGAUGGCGAGGGCACUCUGACAGGAAAUGACCCCUUUUACGACCGUUUCCACUGGUUUAAGCUUGUGGGGAGCUCCCCCAUCUUCCAAGGCUGCGUCAACGAGCACCUGGCUGACCGCACGCCCUCGCCCACCUUCUCCACCACCGACUCUGAGAUAACAGAGUUGGCGGAUGAGCGCCAGAGCGAGAUGUCAGACUUUAUAGACGAUGAGGCAUUUGUGGAUGACACCAGCUCGGACGCUGGCACCGAGGAGGGCUCGGACAUCUUCAGUGACGGCCAAGACCCCUUCUAUGACCGCUCCCCCUGGUUCAUCCUGGUGGGAAGAGCUUUUGUGUACCUGAGUAACCUGCUGUACCCUGUACCACUGGUUCAUCGUGUUGCCAUAGUAACAGAGAAGGGCGAGGUGCGAGGUUUCCUGCGCGUGGGGGUCCAGGCUAUCGCUGCUGACGAAGAGGCUCCAGACUACGGGUCAGGAGUAAGACAGUCAGGGACCGCCAAGAUUUCCUUUGAUGAUGAGUACUUCAAAAAGAAUGAUUUCUCCUCCACGGUAAUGACCCGGUCUGGUUUGUCCCUGGAAGAGCUGCGCAUUGUAGAGGGGCAGGGUCAGAGUUCAGAGGUCAUCACACCCUCAGAAGAGCUCAACAGAAUCAACGAAAUGGACCUCAAACUGGGUAAUCUUGCAGACACCAAGCUGAGUCAUGGUGAGGGUCUGGCAGACCAGCUGGAGGUGGGCAGUAUCUUUACCUUCCGUGUUACCGUUCUCCAGGCCAGCGGCAUCACUCCAGAGUAUGCUGACAUCUUCUGUCAGUUCAAUUUCCUUCAUCGUCACGAUGAGGCAUUUUCCACCGAGCCUCUGAAGAAUGCUGGGAAAGGAGCCCCUCUGGGCUUUUACCAUGUCCAGAAUAUUUCAGUGGAGGUCACAGAAUCUUUUAUUGAGUACAUAAAGAGCAAACCAAUCGUGUUUGAGGUGUUUGGCCACUACCAGCAGCAUCCCCUCCAUCUUCAUGGUCAGGACCUGAUCAGUCCUCCAACAACAUCAAGGAAAUACUAUCCUAUUCCCAUGCCUCUGUCUAAGCCAGUUCCAGCCACCAAGUUAAACACCAUCACCAAGUCCAACCUGGGUCAGUGUGUCAGCAAGUACGACCUCCUGGUUUGGUUUGAAAUCAGCGAGCUGGAACCCACUGGAGAGUACAUCCCAGCUAUAGUGGAUCACAGUGGAGGACUGCCCUGUCAUGGCACAUACCUGCUGCACCAGGGGAUCCAGCGAAGGAUCACAGUGACUCUCAUACAUGAGAAGGGCAGCGAGCUUCACUGGAAGGACGUUCGCGAGCUGGUUGUGGGUCGUAUCAGAAAUAAGGCUGAAGUGGACGAUAGUGCAGCUGAUGCUGUCCUGUCUCUUAACAUAAUAUCUGCCAAGAAUAUCAAGUCGUCCCAUAACACUAACAGAACUUUCUAUCGCUUUGAGGCAGUAUGGGACAGCUCCCUGCACAACUCCCUCCUCCUAAACCGAGUAACUCCUUAUGGAGAGAAGAUCUACAUGACCCUGUCUGCAUAUCUUGAGCUGGACCAUUGCAUCCAGCCUGCCAUUAUUACUAAAGAUAUCUGCAUGGUGUUCUACUCCCGAGACGCAAAGAUUUCCCCUCCACGUUCUCUCAGGAACCUCUUUGGGAGUGGUUACUCCAAAACUCCUGACUGCAACCGGGUAACUGGAAUCUAUGAGCUGAGUUUGUGCAAGAUGUCCGACACUGGAAGCCCAGGGAUGCAGCGGAGGAGGAGGAAGGUUCUGGAUACAUCAGUGGCUUAUGUGCGUGGAGAGGAGAAUCUGGCCGGCUGGAGGCCCAGAGGUGACAGCCUCAUCCUGGAGCACCAAUGGGAGCUGGAGAAAAUGGAGCAGCUGCAUGAGGUGGAGAAGACCCGUCACCUCCUCUUGCUGAGGGAGAAGCUAGGAGAGGCGGCUCCAGUGGGAUCAGUUCCUACCACCAAGUCCCUGAGCGAGUCUCUGUCUCCCAGCAUGAGCUCUGGUACUCUCUCCACUUCCACCUCCAUCUCCUCUCAGAUCUCCAGCACCACUUUUGAAAGUGCCAUCACACCCAGCGAGAGCAGCGGCUACGACUCCGCUGACAUUGAGAGCCUGGUGGAUCGUGAGAAGGAGCUGGCCACUAAGUGCCUGCAGCUCCUGACACAUACCUUCAACAGUGAAUAUAACCAGGUGGUCAACAGCAUCAGUGACUGCAAGCUGUCUGACAUCUCGCCCAUCGGGCGUGACCCAUCAGUGACCAGCUUCAGCAGCGCCACCCUCACCCCCUCCUCCACCUGCCCCUCUCUGUCUGACUCCCGCUGUGGUUCCUUAGACCAGAAGACCCCAGAGAACUGCUCUCGUGCCUCUAGUCCCUCCUGCUCGGACUAUGAGAACUUCCCAAUGGUUCCCACUCUGGAAACGUCCUACCUUGCACGAGCUGGAAAGAACGAGUUCCUUAACUUGGUGCCUGAUAUUGAAGAAAUGAGGCCGGGGUCUGUUGUGUCCAAGAAAGGUUUCUUAAGCUUCAUGGAGCCACGCUCUAAUUCAUGGGUGAAGCACUUUGUGGUUGUUCGUCGGCCUUAUGUCUUCAUCUACAACAGCGACAAGGACCCUGUGGAGCGAGGUGUCCUCAACCUCUCCACGGCACAGGUGGAAUACAGCGAAGACCAGCAGGCCAUGCUGAAGACUCCCAACACGUUUGCUGUGUGCACGAAACAUCGAGGAAUUCUCCUUCAGGCCAACAACGAGAAAGACAUGAACGACUGGCUGUAUGCUUUUAAUCCUCUGCUUGCAGGGACGAUAAGAUCUAAGCUGGCGAGGAGGCGCAGCGGCCUGACGAAGAACUGAGUGGAGAAAGCUACGGCUCCCACUCUUUCUGAACAGCCUUUGAACAUACAAAGUGUGAACACUUGCUAAUCAUUGUGAUUCUUGGCAGUUUUCUCUUGUACGUAGACUGUGGCUUAAGUCUUUUUUCAUUCGACUAAAAAUUUCGUUUCCAGAGAAAUUUGCCUCCCCAUUCCCUCCACCGACCCUCUGCCAACUUAGCUUCCCUUCUCUUCCACCCCUCAGCUUUUUGUGUUUCUAUUUUUACGACAAUGUUUGGGUCUAAUUUCGUUUCGCUCCAUUGUCAUUCCUGAACUCCCUAACUAGUAGCAUGUUGUAGUAGUCUACUUGUGUGUGCACGGCUCUUCAAAAACUAAUUUUAAGUUUGCCAAUCAUCUGUAAAAAAAAAAAAAAAAAAGAAGUCUUCAUCAGUGUUAUUUGUCUCCCAAAACAAGUUUUAUUUAAUUUUUUCCUUCCAUGUUUUUGAUAUUGAGCUCGCAUGAUAACUGCAGCAUUGAAGACCGGGUUUGCUCUCUAAAAGAAAAACAUGAAGCAAAUCAGGAAACCUACAGUUAAAAAUUACGAAGGGAACAUCAACAAAUAAGUCCAAAUGUUGUUCUAGGUACUUCUCCGCUACAUGAACUAUUGCUGCUAAAAAAAUUCAUUGUUCCUUUUUUUAAAUCUUAAAAGAAAUUUGCAUCAGGCUGCUGCAUCGUUUCAAAGCAGCUCCCCUGAACUGUCUUUAAAACGUUCAAAUCUAAAGUUUGACAAAAAUCCUGUCGUGCUCAGUGAGACAAGAUGGCAGCACUGGAUCUCCACUGUCAUCGCUGCGAUGUUUAGACUCCCUCCCACUCCUCAGCCUCUGUACAUACACCAACUUAAACCCCUGAUAGUGCCAGUGUCAGUCAGUGCUUUUGUGUCAACAUAAAAAAACAAACUGUGCUAACUGGAUAAAACAAGCAAAAACCUAUGAUUUUGUAUCUCUGCAGUGGAAACACAAGGAAGGGUUGUUCCUGCAGGAGUAAAUAUGUGUCCUUUUGCUAUUUCAUCUUAAGAAAAAAACAGGGUGUUAAGAAGAUGAGGAGGAGGAAUGAAUUACUCUGCUAAAUAAACCCCAUUCUGGGAUCAGUGUGAUAGCUCCCAUUUAAGGUAUUCCUCUUAGCUCUACUAGCUUACUCUAACAUGCUGAGCCUCAGAAAUGUGUUAUUGCACCAUCACAUGGAUGUGAUAUUCUAAACGUAACAUGGUGAGAAAAGAAGAAAAGGAUGAAGUAUUUUAGCCUCGACACCAGUAGUGAGCUGAUAAAGCUGCUCAACUUGCAGGACAGAUGAGGACAUGACCCCCUCGCUGCAUCACCAGCGUUAGGUAAAACCUCUAAAGCAAAGUGUGCUUACAGUUCAGCAGCAUCACAUGUUACUACUUCUUCAUUUUCUAUUUGUGUUCCUGAAUUGAAUCACCUUCAUUUUCCUUUUUUUUUAAAAUUUUUUUUAAAGUAACAUUUUUUCUUGUAUACUUUUAAUCAUUCUACUGUGAUGUUUUUUUUUCUUUUUUUAAUGAAAAAUAACAGGGCUUUUUUUUUGUAACCAGCAUCUAUUGGUGUUUCAACUUGUUUUGCACAUUAACUCAUAUCUAUAGCAAGAUGAAGGCAGAUCAGACGGGAUUAUGUCCGAGCAUCAGGAACAAUGAUACGAGCACCUAUCGAGGCAUCACUGGUUGAUAGCUGUUACUCAAAGGGUUAACUAAAAAGAUAUAUUAAAGGGAUGACAUAUUGAAAAGCUUUUAUUUCUGGUAUUGAUUAUAGAAAAUAUUUGCUCUGCACAUCAUGUUUCAGCUGCUACAUUUGGCUGCAGGUUAAUUUGUGGCGCCUUUGUUUUAGACAUGCUUAGAGUUGUGUUAGAAGCACAGAUGGGCAUUUUUUUAAAACUCUGGCCUACCAACCAGUAGUGUUCCCACUGUGUUUCUUUGAAAAGGACAUGAGGGUGAAACAGAGGUGCCUGUUGAAAGUAUUUAUGUAAUUGUUGAUUAAAAAAAAGGUCUUGGAUGCAAUAUGAGAUAUGCAGAAAAUCACUGCCCUCAGGUCAGCCAACCUGCUGGUCACAGACACAAAAACCUGCUAGAUUCUUGUUUUCUGAGUAAACUUUUGUCAAGAAAAUAACAAAAAAGAUCAUAUUAACAAAGCAUCUAUGCACUUAUUAAGGCUCAAAGUGCAGCAUACCUCACAUGGACCUCAACAGGAAGAUAUACAUAUUUAUAUGAAGACAUGUCAGAGCAAACAUUUUCACUUGAGUGGCUGAUUUCUAGACAUAUAUUAUUUUGGAUUCUGUAUUUAUUAUUUUCAAUGUAUAUAUUAGUUUGCAGCUUUUGCACAUAAUAAAAUGUUCAACUAACUAAUCAAAUAAAGUCUGUGCGGUUUAGUUGUUCUGCUCAUGUGAACCAAAUGAAGGUGUGGCAGCCUCCUCUGGUCUGAACUGGGAGAGAGUUGAAUGUACGAUUUAAAAUGUGUUUUUUCCCCAUCAUUAAAAAAAAUGUUAAAAAAAAAGGGAAAAGAGACCUAAAAUGUAACCCGCUGCACCUUUUCAGGAGAAGAUGAGUUACAUUAGUGCUUCCUCUUUAUCAGAAAGUGGUAUGAGUGAUUUUAGGUCUGCGUUCGUAUUGAAGAAUAUUGACUCAUUGCUCAUGCUGGCCAGCUGUCUGAAAUUUAACAAAACAUUGGAUUUUAUCUAAUGUUAUUUUUUUUCUAAUAUCAGGGAAUCUAAUAAAGUAGCUAGCGAUAAUUAAAAUGACAGGACACUAUUUAUGUGGCGGUGUCCUUCACCUCAAUGUUUUUGAGUUUUUUGGGUUUUUGUUUUUUUCCAUCGAUGCCUUUCAAAGCAAACUAAUGAUUUUUUUUCCAUCUUCCCUUCUGACAAUUAAUAGUAGUCACCUGCGUUCGUUCCCUUUCAGAUUAAUUCAUUCAUUAAAAGAAUAAAAGGACAAACCGUGACAUUAACGCUGUACAUUAUUUGUCAGACUGGUUUCAUUUUCAUACUUAUUUUGUAAAUAUCUGUGUUGUAUGGAGCUCGAACUAAAAUGUAAAUAUGUUUACUGUAUUUGUAAUAACUAUAAUCCAUUCGCUGUAUAGCAUAGAUGUGUCAUGCAGAUAUCCUAAUUCUGUGUAUGGUAAUCUUGCACCAUUGAACUGUUUAGUGAAUGAGGCAACAAUAAAAGUGCAAACUGUGCAUUAGCAGA